AUGUUCUCCUGGUUCAUUGACACUAUGAUCUUACCUUGCGAGAACUUCUUGAGAAACAAAGACAUUCUAGAAGAAAUUAAAACCCGAAAAUUCGAUGUUGCAAUCGCUGAGCCCUUCACUGUUUGUAGUUUGGCACUAUUUGAAAUGCUGGGAAUCAAAAAGACUAUACUGGUGUCAUCCUGUACACAUAUAGAUUUGAUAUUGCCCCAUAUUGGAGAGCCAGAGGAUUUUAGUUGA
This is a messenger RNA of Caenorhabditis briggsae, 237 nucleotides long. The transcript has a single exon. The coding region runs from base 1 to 237 and encodes 78 amino acids. Gene Ontology annotation, molecular function: UDP-glycosyltransferase activity. The record is from RefSeq and is a predicted model, not a curated record. NCBI's taxonomy places the organism in Eukaryota, Metazoa, Nematoda, Chromadorea, Rhabditida, Rhabditidae.